AUGACUGCAACAUCAGUCAUUUGGGGCUGCGUAGCUGCUGUCAUACUGUCAGCGGUACAGUCCUUGGGAAUCACCCUACAAAGAAAAUCCCAUGUUAUUCCACAUACUGUUGAGAUAAGAGACGACUUGGAGCUAAACCCCACAGAACACGAACCUCUUCUGCCGAAUACUACCGCGUCCAUACACGGUAGAGGCUCCAUCUCCACACACAUUGGCCUAGAUAACGAGACCAACAGGUACACGCAUCUUUACAGACGACACCUAUGGCUAAUAGGAUUCCUGAUGUUUAUAUUGGCAAACAUCUUCGGCUCGAUAGUCCAGCUAUCCACUUUGCCGCUCAUCAUAUUGUCCCCCUUGCAAAGUAUUGGACUCAUAUUCAACUCCAUCUUCAGUAGUAUGCUUCUACCUGGUGAGAGUUUUACAAGUAAACUUAUCAUUGGAACAGCCAUCAUCUCGAUAGGUGCAUGUGUUAUUGCUUAUAAUGGCGGUGCCGAGAGUGAUCUCCCCAGUGAUAUCGGCACAGAUGAGAGGUUUCGCUUGAUGUUACGAAAAUUUAAAAGACCCACAUUCUUGACGUGGUGGAUCUUCACCUUUAUUGUCAUUCUUGCUUUGAUCAGGAUCAACUUUGUUUUGUCUAGAAGGAUACAUCAGCUUUUACUUCAUAAAACCGGCAAGCGUCUGACAAGAAACAACAAGAAGAUCGUAAGACUUUUUACUCUUUACAAGGGAGUCUUGUACGCUGUUAUCAGUGGAACUUUGACAGCACAUACCUUUCUUUUUGCUAAGUCCAUCGUGGAUGUCGUUGUCGCUACGCUAUUGGAGAGAUCAACACCCAAAUCUCUGUCUACCUAUGUUACGUCCAUCCUUCUUCUACUUGCUACACUUACGAUUGUUGGCAUGCAGCUUGUGGCAUUCAAUUUAGGUCUUUCACACAUUCUGACAUCUAUUUUAUAUCCCUUGUGUUUCUUAGUUUACAAUUUGGUGAAUUUAUUCAAUGGGGUUCUAUACGAUGAGCUUUUGCUGAAGGACUUGAUGACGAAAACUCAAUUCUUCUUUGUCGUGAUUGGUUUACUUGGAGUUCUUUUCGGUGUUAUCAUGAUCAGCUGGGAUAGUGCUCUGGGGCCUUCUGAGCGCUCUUCGAAGGAAGACUCGGAAACCCUUCUCUAUGCUAAAUUUCCUUACCUACAGACGAGUCAUCAUGUUAAACUUUCAUUCGAAGAAAGCGAGCUACUUAAACAGCUUCAAUUGUGA
Messenger RNA from Candidozyma auris, 1251 nucleotides. RefSeq lists its product as uncharacterized. The transcript has a single exon. The record is from RefSeq and is a predicted model, not a curated record. Gene Ontology annotation, molecular function: magnesium ion transmembrane transporter activity. Gene Ontology annotation, cellular component: membrane. NCBI's taxonomy places the organism in Eukaryota, Fungi, Ascomycota, Pichiomycetes, Serinales, Metschnikowiaceae. The coding region runs from base 1 to 1251 and encodes 416 amino acids. Gene Ontology annotation, biological process: magnesium ion transport.